Messenger RNA from Fraxinus pennsylvanica, 657 nucleotides. NCBI's taxonomy places the organism in Eukaryota, Viridiplantae, Streptophyta, Magnoliopsida, Lamiales, Oleaceae. The record is from the annotation of a GenBank genome assembly.
AUGAUGACGGGUUUGGAGAAGAGAGAUGCCGCAGCCGCCAAGCAGGAGGAGGAGGAAAUGCUGUUGAUGGAGGGAAUGGCUGUAUUGGAUUUUGAUAUGUUGUGCUCCACGGUUGCCAUGCAGGCCGAAAAGGGGACGUGGGGAAAACUGAAUGAAAGCAACGAAGAUGAGGAAGAAGCCAUUUUGUUUAGGAACAAUGAAAACGGAGGGGGAGUGUUCAGGAUGUGGGAAGGUGAACUUAUCUAUGAUUGCUUCGAUCACCGUCAAAUCGCUCUGCAAUCCACCUGCUGUCCAUGUUAUAGAUUUGGGAGGAACAUGAAACGAGCUGGGUUUGGUUCUUGCUUUCUUCAGGGAUUUUUUUACUCGAUUCUUCUUGUCAUUGCCCUCUCCAACCUGCUAGCGUUUAUUAUCACCAGGCGACAUUUCUUUCUAUAUUUGGCCAUUGCUUUCACUGUGUCAAUCGGAACAUACGUGGGAUUUUACCGCUCGCAGAUUAAGAAAAAGUUCAACAUAAAAAUGGUUUUCAUUUACGCAACAGCUUACAUGUUGCACAGAGAGGUGGGACUAAAUGGGAAACAAACAAAUGAAUAUAUGGGGCUUAAGUGCUUAGUUGAUUUUGGAGGUCUACGGACGAUAGAGGAGAUGGAAUUAGCCUGA